GAGGAGGAGGAGGUGGAGGAGGAGAAAGAAGGGGGGAGGGUGAGACGCGGACGGCACGCAGAGAGGCGCCGGGUCAACGCGCCAGGUAACAACGCCUCAGGACAUCCGCUGACGUCCUCGUCGACGUCCUUGCCGUUCUCCUCGUCAUCAUCGUGAACGGCGACGCGCCGUUGCUUCUUCUCCUCGAACGUGGAUAUCCCGUCUUGUUCCACGGAUAAUAUGAUGUCCUUCCACGCCGCCUCCUGGAGCUUCGCCCUCCUCGCGGCCACGGUCGCGUUGCUGCCCGCCACGCAUCGUGCUCCGUUCGCGCAAGCCGCAACCGGCGGAGGCAGUAUGCUGAAUGACGUCAACAUCUCCGCGAUAUUGGACUCGUUCUCCGUCAGUUACGAUAAAAGAGUAAGGCCGAACUACGGAGGUCCUCCUGUCGAGGUGGGCGUCACCAUGUACGUCUUGAGUAUCAGCUCGCUAUCCGAAGUGAAAAUGGACUUCACGCUGGAUUUUUACUUCCGGCAAUUCUGGACGGAUCCGCGGCUCGCGUUCAAGAAACGGACGGGCGUCGAGACACUGAGCGUCGGCUCGGAGUUCAUCAAGAACAUCUGGGUGCCCGAUACGUUCUUCGUCAACGAGAAGCAGUCGUACUUUCACAUCGCUACCACCAGCAACGAGUUCAUUCGUAUUCAUCACUCGGGAAGCAUCACACGUAGUAUACGUUUAACGAUCACGGCAUCGUGUCCAAUGAAUCUGCAAUACUUUCCAAUGGAUCGACAGCUCUGCCAUAUCGAGAUCGAGAGCUUUGGAUACACAAUGCGCGAUAUUCGGUACAAAUGGAACGCCGGCCUACAGUCGGUCGGCAUCUCGAACGAGGUGGAACUACCGCAGUUUCGCGUGCUCGGUCACAGGCAACGACAUUCAACCAUACACCUAUCUACAGUCGGAUACACGAUGAGGGACAUCCGGUACAAGUGGAACGAGGGCCCGAACAGCGUCGGUGUCAGCAACGAGGUCUCCCUGCCUCAGUUCAAGGUCCUUGGUCAUCGUCAACGAGCCAUGGAGAUUAGUCUAACUACCGGAAAUUAUUCGCGGCUGGCCUGCGAGAUCCAGUUCGUACGGUCGAUGGGCUACUACCUGAUUCAAAUCUACAUUCCCUCCGGCUUGAUCGUCAUUAUCUCGUGGGUGAGCUUUUGGCUGAACCGUAACGCGACCCCCGCUCGGGUGGCCCUCGGAGUAACCACUGUGCUCACCAUGACCACCCUUAUGUCGUCAACGAACGCGGCAUUGCCGAAAAUCUCCUACGUCAAGUCCAUCGACGUUUAUCUGGGAACGUGUUUCGUCAUGGUGUUUGCCUCGUUGCUCGAAUACGCGACGGUGGGCUACAUGGCAAAGAGGAUUCAAAUGAGAAAGAACCGAUUCCAAAAGAUAGCGGAAAGUAUGAAGACAGCGAGGGAGAAUCCAGGACCACCUGGAGUACCCGGUGAUCACGGAGAUCACGCGCCUAAGCAAACUUGGUCCCGUGUUGUCCAGGAGGUGCGGUUCAAGGUGCACGACCCGAAGGCACACAGCAAAGGCGGAACGCUCGAGAACACCAUAAACGGACGAGCCGACGAGGAGGCAGCGCCGGCGCCGCAACAUCUCAUUCAUCCUGGCAAGGAUAUCAGCAAGCUUUACGGUAUGACGCCAUCGGAUAUCGAUAAAUACUCCCGCAUCGUGUUUCCUGUGUGCUUCGUCUGUUUCAACCUGAUGUACUGGAUCAUUUACCUGCACAUCAGCGACGUCGUAGCGGACGAUCUGGUGCUUCUCGAGGAAGCGAAAUAAACGAAGGGAACGGCGUGUACGAUCGCGCGUGUACGACAGACGAAACGUGCGGUCAAAGACAAACGUGCGAAAGUAUCGGUAAGAGGGGGUGGGUCAGGGGGUGAGAGACCAGUUCGCAGAGAAGGGACUACGAAAUUGAUCUCAGAGAAUAAUUGAAACAAAAAAAAAAAAAAAAGAAAUGAAUAUUCCGGCAGGACUGAAAGUCCUAAGUGCGCGACGGACUAAAAAUAACGCUGUGAUUACUUCGACGCGAAGCUGUACAAGCUAAACCGACAUCAGCGUACCAUGGAUCGACGGAGCGGAAUUGUAAAAGAAGAGGAACAAAAGAAGAUCGAAGCGAGAACGAUACUAAGGGAACGGCCAACUCGAUCGCGAGCAACGUUUCAAACGCGAAAUGGAAAGUGCCCGGACAAAAGACGUCGACGAAGAGCAAACAAACAAGCCUGCGCCUCUGUGCUUCGUUCGGACAGGAGAUAGAGACAGUGGCUGGUCAGACACCGGUCGGAGCGGG
Molecule: messenger RNA, 2323 nt
Organism: Frieseomelitta varia
Lineage: Eukaryota; Metazoa; Arthropoda; Insecta; Hymenoptera; Apidae
Gene: Rdl
Product: gamma-aminobutyric acid receptor subunit beta
Exons: 11
Coding region: 220-1812 (530 amino acids)
Biological process (GO): chemical synaptic transmission; regulation of membrane potential; chloride transmembrane transport
Cellular component (GO): neuron projection; membrane; synapse
Molecular function (GO): neurotransmitter receptor activity; extracellular ligand-gated monoatomic ion channel activity; chloride channel activity
Source: RefSeq, a predicted model, not a curated record